AUGGGAGGUAAAGAUGAUAAUAGUGUGAACAUCGGUGGUGGUCCCCCUGUAUUUCGUUUACACGGGCAAAAUUACCACUUGAUUGAUAGUUUACUACCAUUAGAUGGUUGCGAACCGAAGUUUGCCCAGUUAUAUGUGUAUGAUACGGACAAUGAGAUCAAUUACAGAAUAACGUCCGUGAGGCAAAGGGAUGCUGUGAAUAAUCUUCAUUCGGGGAUUGUUAGUGAUUUGCAACAUAUGUUGGAUGAAGAAAAUGCGUUAGUAAAGUCUUUUCGUAUGGCCAAAGAAAAGAUUGGACAUGAAAAUCAAACCAAUGUAAGUUUGAGGUUGCUUGGUAUGAGAGGUAGGGAUGGAAGAACUCAUAACCUACCUUCUGUUUCUGAGGUUGUUGUGCUUGCCGUUGGGGAUUUUGAUGAAGCUUUGGGUGACAGAGAUAUUGUUGUUGUAAAGAAGUCAGGGCAGUUGCAGUGCAUUAGUGAACUGCAUCCUCCUUAUCUUCCACUUCAGUAUCCACUUUUGUUUCCUUAUGGGGAGGAUGGUUAUAGAGAAGAUAUUGGAUUUUCCAGAAAUUCUUCUUCUUCAUCGACCCAUAGAAAAAGUAUUAGUCCUAAAGAAUUUUUUGCGUUUCGCUUACAUGAAAGAAUUUCUGAGUAUUCUAUUCUUUUAUUUGGAAGGCGAUUGUUUCAACAGUUUGUCGUUGAUGCCUAUACGAUGAUUGAGACUGGUCGUCUUACUUUUGUACGAACCCAUCAGAAAAGGUUGCGGGCUGAAUUGUAUAGUGGUUUAGCGGAAGCUGUUCUUCGUAGUGAGACAGAUGGUUCAAGGCAUGGGAAACGAAUUAUCUUGCCUUCCAGUUUUGUUGGUGGAGCUCGAUAUAUGGUCCAGAAUUAUCAAGAUGCUAUGGCGAUCUGUAGGUGGAUUGGUUAUCCAAAUUUGUUUAUUACCUUUACGUGCAAUCCUAAGUGGCCAGAGAUAUGUCGAUAUCUUGCAUCUAAGGAUUUGAAAUCAGAUGAUCGUCCUGAUAUUAUUUGUAGGAUCUUUAAAGUCAAGUUGGAUAAUUUGAUAAGAGAUCUUAAGAUUGUGUACAUGGUUGAGUUUCAGAAACGUGGAUUGCCUCAUGCCCAUAUUUUGUUGUUUUUAAGCAAUGAGGACAAACAGCCUAAGCCUCAACGCAUUGAUGAGAUCAUUUCAGCUGAACUUCCCGACCAAGUAAUUGAUCCUCACUAUCAUGAGUACGUUAAAGAAUUCAUGAUGCAUGGGCCGUGUGUCAUUGUUCGAAAAUCAUCUCCUUGCAUGCUCAAUGGACGUUGUUCCAAAUAUUUUCCCAAGAAAUAUCUCGCGGCCAAAAACUUUGAUGAUGAUGGCUAUCCUGCUUACAGACGUAGAGAUAAUGGUCGUGUUGUUAUGAAGGAUGGUGUGCCCUUAGAUAAUAGAUAUGUUGUUCCACACAAUCAUUUUCUUCUUAUGAAGUAUGUCGGUCAUGUCAACGUUGAGUGGUGCAAUCAGUCGCAAUCUAUUAAGUAUUUGUUUAAGUAUAUAAAUAAGGGUUAUGACCGUGUGACAACUUCUUUUUUCCAAUCUGGUGCGGAUGGUGCUGAACGAUGUAUUGAUGAAGUAAGUUUGUACUACGAUUGUAGGUAUAUAUCUUCUUGUGAAGCUGCUUGGAGAAUUUUUGGAUUUGAAAUUCAAUAUAAGGAUCCUCCUGUUGAAAGAUUGAGUUUUCAUCUUCCAGAUCAACAACAUGUCAUUUUUGAUGAAGCUGAUGACUUGGAUACUAUUUUGAAUCGUAAGACAAUUCAUGAAAGUAAGUUCUUGGCUUGGAUGGAAGCAAAUAAGAUAUAUUCUCAAGGUAGGGAUCUCACUUAUGGUGAAUUUCCGACGAAGUUUGUAUGGAAGAAGAAUCACUGGGAACCUAGAAAACAAAGAUAUUCAAUUGGAAGGUUGUUUUAUGUUGCUCCUUGUUCUGGUGAUAUGUAUUAUCUCAGAUGUUUGUUGAAUAUUGUUAAAGGAGCGUCUUCCUAUGAAGACAUCAAAUGUGUUAAUGGUGUUCAGUAUGAUACAUUUAGAGAUGCUUGUUUUGUUUUAGGAUUGUUGGAUGAUGAUAAGGAAUAUGUUAAAUGGAAUUGUAGAGGCUUCUUUUUGGGCUUCAGCUCACUCUUUGAGAUUGCUCUUUGUAUGAUCUUGAGUGAGGAUGAAAUUCAGAAUUUUGCAUUGGCAGAGAUUGAGAAAUUGUUGCAGAAUCUUGGAAAAACUUUGCGUGAUUUCCAUGGUUUGCCGUAUCCUGAUAAUCAGUAUUUUGAAUCAAGUGAAAAUAGACUCAUUACUGAUGAGUUGUGUUAUGAUCGUGAGGGUUUAGAAAGGGAAUAUUUGGAAUUUAUUUCCAAAUUCACUGAUGAACAACUUUCUGUGCAUGUCACUAUAAUGUCGUCUGUGCAUUCUAAUGAUGGAGGAAUAUUUUUUGUUUAUGGCUAUCGAGGUACUGGGAAAACUUUCAUUUGGAGAUCAUUGUCUGCAGGGAUUCGUUCGAAGGGAAAUAUUGUUUUAAAUGUGGCGUCCAGUGGCAUAGCUUUUUUAUUAUUUUCUGGUGGUAGAACAACUCAUUCUCAGUUUAAAAUUCCCAUUAAUGUGAAUGGAGAUUCUAUGUGCAAUAUUAAACCAGGCGGUGCACUUGCUGAGUUGAUUGUGAGAGCUAAGCUUAUUAUAUGGGAUGAAGCUCCGAUGAUUCAUAAACAUUGCAUAGAAGUCGUGGAUAGAACUUUAAGAGAUAUUAUGCGUGUAUUCAAUGAGUUACAUAGUAACAAACCGUUUGGUGGUAAAACUGUUAUUUUUGGUGGUGACUUUAGACAGAUCUUGCCUGUUGUUCCUAAAGGCAGCCGUCAAGAUGUUGUGAAUGCUACCAUUAACUCAUCUUAUCUUUGGAAGAGUUGCACAGUUUUAAGGCUGACAAAAAAUAUGAGGCUUUUGAAUGUUGAAAAUGUUGAUGAAGCCUCUAAAUUGAAGGAAUUUUCCUCUUGGGUUGCUUCUAUUGGCGAUGGUGUUAUUGGUGGUCCAAAUGAUGGUGAAGUGGCUAUUCAACUUCCUAUUGACAUUGUUUUGUCAAAUUCUGGUGAUCCUCUUAGAACCAUUGUUUCAAACGUCUAUCCUUCUUACAUGAAUCCUGAAGAAUUGAUUAGUUGUUUGCAUGGUUGUGCUAUACUUGCUCCUACUUUAGAGGUAGUUGACGAGGUUAACCAAUUCAUGAUUUCUUUGGAUCAGUCUCAAGUGUUCCGGUUGUAA
This is a messenger RNA of Salvia splendens (bonfire salvia), 3276 nucleotides long. RefSeq lists its product as uncharacterized. Gene Ontology annotation, biological process: telomere maintenance; DNA repair. The record is from RefSeq and is a predicted model, not a curated record. NCBI's taxonomy places the organism in Eukaryota, Viridiplantae, Streptophyta, Magnoliopsida, Lamiales, Lamiaceae. The transcript is spliced from 5 exons. Gene Ontology annotation, molecular function: DNA helicase activity. Bases 1 to 3276 code for a protein of 1091 amino acids.